Pungitius pungitius (ninespine stickleback) is the source of this 1315-nucleotide messenger RNA. RefSeq names its product transcription factor COE2-like. The record is from RefSeq and is a predicted model, not a curated record. Gene Ontology annotation, biological process: regulation of transcription by RNA polymerase II. Gene Ontology annotation, molecular function: DNA-binding transcription factor activity, RNA polymerase II-specific; RNA polymerase II cis-regulatory region sequence-specific DNA binding. NCBI's taxonomy places the organism in Eukaryota, Metazoa, Chordata, Actinopteri, Perciformes, Gasterosteidae. The transcript is spliced from 10 exons.
AUGCAGGUGGUCUUGUCCAGCACCGUGAGUGUAGAUGGCCACGUCCUGGCAGUGUCUGACAACAUGUUUGUCCACAACAACUCUAAGCACGGCCGAAGGGCCCGCAGACUGGAGCCCGGCGAGUCUGUGGAGAAUACUAUGGAAUAUGCCACCCCGUGCAUCAAAGCCAUUAGUCCCAGUGAGGGCUGGACCACCGGCGGGGCGAUGGUCAUCGUCAUUGGGGAGAACUUUUUUGACGGCCUGCAGGUGGUGUUUGGCAGCAUGCUGGUGUGGAGUGAGGUAGGAAUUGUCUUCAAAGCAUCUCACUGAUGAUGGUACACUGAUCACGCCAUCCGUGUCCAGACGCCUCCUCGACACAUCCCCGGGGUCGUGGAGGUCACACUGUCUUAUAAAUCCAAACAAUUCUGCAAGGGAGCACCUGGACGCUUCAUUUACACAGCCCUAAAUGAGCCCACUAUAGACUAUGGCUUCCAGCGACUUCAAAAGGUCCUUCCUCGACAUCCUGGUGACCCGGAGAAAUUAGCCAAGGAGAUUCUCCUAAAGAGAACAGCAGAUCUUGUGGAGGCCCUCUACGGAAAUCCACACAGUAAUCAGGUAAAUGGAAGCAGACAUGCAGCAGACAUCGCCGAGGCGCUCUACAGUGUUCCUCGUCCUCACAGUCAGCUGCAGGCGCUGCCCAGCUCACCGGCCCACGGCAGUGUCAUGGGCCUGGGCUCAUAUCCUUCUCAGUUAGGCGUCAGCAUCGGGGAGCACGGACAGAGCAGCCAAGAACUGACCCGACCUUUUCAUUGUUACAUCAGAAAUUCCAGCAGUUUGUCUCCAAGGGGUUACCCAUCAGCCUCCACUCCUCAGCACUCAAGUUACGGGGGCGGCGGAGGGAUGACUGGAGGCUAUGGGACAGUUCCCAUGACCAGUCUAGGAGUCCCUGGCUCUCCUGGUUUCAGCAGUGCCUCCCCCACCGGCUCUCCCUACAUAAUGCCGUCCAGCCCCACCAUACCAGGGAGCUCCAGCUCUUCAUCGUCCCUCUUGCCUUUCUCCUCCUUCCCGUCUGCUGCUAAACAGAAGAGUGCUUUUGCCCCCGUCCUCAGGCCCCAGGGCUCUCCCUCCCCUGCCUGCCCCGCCACAGGGGGGAACAGCUUCAGAGCGAUGAUGGGCCUGGUUGUUCCCCCGAUGUAAGCAAAGCACCCACACCAAGCUACCCCAGACCACUGCUUCACUUAGCCCCUUUUUGGCAUUUCGAGGGAAGGGAGAACGGAAAAUGUAUCACUUUUGAUCACCGUUUUAAACUUUCCCUCCCGAGCCCCCCCCCCCCCCC